AUGCUUCCAUUGUAUCUCUUAACUGCUGCCAAGAACCAACCUAUUCUCGUUGAAUUAAAAACCGGUGAAACAUACAAUGGCAACCUAACCAAUUGUGAUUCAUGGAUGAAUCUAACACUACAUGAUGUUAUCCAAACCAACGCCGAUGGUGACGAAUUUGCCAAGAUUGCCGAAAUCUACAUCAAGGGGAUGCACAUCAAGUAUUUGCGUAUACCCGAUCAAAUCAUGGAUCGUGUCAAAGAACAACAACAAAUGUAUCAUCAGCAGCAGCAACACCAUCAGCAUCAUCAUCAUUAUGGACAAGAUAAUAGAAAUAGGUUUGUUAAAAGAAGAGGAGGAGAUGGUAGAGAUAAUCGAGGAGAUGCUGCUGGUGGAAGAAAUAAUGCCGGUAGUGGUAGAAAUAAUAGAGAUAAUGGCGCAAGAGGCGGUAGAGGGGGACAAGGCGGCAGUAAUAGGCCCAAUAACAAUCGCAGAGGUAAUCAGUAA
Lodderomyces parapsilosis is the source of this 486-nucleotide messenger RNA. Its product is annotated as U6 snRNA complex subunit. Bases 1 to 486 code for a protein of 161 amino acids. Gene Ontology annotation, molecular function: U6 snRNA binding. Gene Ontology annotation, biological process: mRNA splicing, via spliceosome; nuclear-transcribed mRNA catabolic process; P-body assembly. Lineage: Eukaryota; Fungi; Ascomycota; Pichiomycetes; Serinales; Debaryomycetaceae. The transcript has a single exon. The record is from RefSeq and is a predicted model, not a curated record. Gene Ontology annotation, cellular component: spliceosomal tri-snRNP complex; P-body; U6 snRNP.